Messenger RNA from Cryptosporidium muris RN66, 975 nucleotides. RefSeq names its product NOT2 / NOT3 / NOT5 family protein. The transcript has a single exon. Gene Ontology annotation, biological process: regulation of DNA-templated transcription; nuclear-transcribed mRNA poly(A) tail shortening. Gene Ontology annotation, cellular component: CCR4-NOT core complex; P-body. Lineage: Eukaryota; Apicomplexa; Conoidasida; Eucoccidiorida; Cryptosporidiidae. The coding region runs from base 1 to 975 and encodes 324 amino acids. The record is from RefSeq and is a predicted model, not a curated record.
AUGGAUUCCUUAGGAAUUGAAGGUAUUAGGCGUGAACUUUCAGAGCUUAUUACAUUAAAGGAAAGUGUAAAUAGGAAAAUAAACAAAAUAAAUGAUAAGAGCAAAGAUACAAAGACUUACUCAGCAGAGUUAUCUCAAGUAGAAAGUAGAAUAUCACAUCUUGAAGAUUCUAUUAAUAAUGACACAUAUAUCGAGAAUUCUGAGUUGAGCUCUUUAAUGGAAGAAAUUAAGAAAUGCUUUGAGAUACUAAAUAAAAUAGAUGAGGUUCGUGCAGUUAAUUGCAGUGAUAUUAAUGAGGUAAAUAGUAGCUACACUGGAUAUAUCAGAGAUAAUGAUGUGGAUAAUCUUAUAAUAUCUAAUAAUAAUGACGAAACUAACCAAAUAGGUAAUCAGGAAUCAUUUGAUAAUUCCAAAUCUCAUGAUAUUAUAAAUAGUCUGGCUAACUUGUCAGUAGAUGAAAAACAUGAAAAAGUAAAUACUGCAAGUAAGAAACUUAAAGAUCGUGUAAGUAUAUUUCCAGAAUUAAGUACAAUCGCUCUAGAUAUAUCAUUUAAUCACCGAUUGCAACCUCAAGAUUCUAUUGGGAAACAUAUACACUAUACUCCACGAAUGAUAUGGCAUAAUCCCUGCUCAAAUUUUCCCUCAUUACCUCUUAAAAAUUUCAAUAGCCCAUCUUACUUUCAGCAAUUGAGCCUCGAUACUCUUUUUUUUAUCUUCUAUUUUCAACAAGGGACAUUUCAACAACUCCUAGCAACUCAAGAACUUAAGAAAAAGAAAUGGAAAUUUCACAAGAAGUGUUUUGCUUGGUUUUAUAAAAGAUCUGAAAGUAAGGUAAUUACUGAUGAAACUGAAGUCGCAGAUUUCGUUUAUUUUGAUUUCGAGAAAGAUUGGUGCCAGAAGAUAAAAAGUGAUUUUACUUUUGAGUUUGCACAUUUUGACCAGACUUCUCCUAUAUUGAGUAAAUCUAACAAUUAG